GAAUAUAUAAUAAAUACAGGAAGACAUACAAAAAAAUUAAAAUAAGAUAGAACCAAUACGAAAAAAUUUUAAUAAAAACAUUUUUAAAGAGUCAUGAAAAAAUAGCAAGAAACAAAGUGCAAUUAAAUUUACGAAAAAAAUGUAGAUUUUAUAAAAAGAAAAUACUCUAAAGAACAAACAAUAAAGACAUUGAUAAUUUUUGGCCGAUAAAACAAGAAGAACAAAUAUCUAUCUUUUAAGAUAAUUAACAGCAGCAGUCAGUUGAUUUUUUGGAACUUGACAGAAGAUACAAUUGACAUAAGUUGGCGAAAAAGUAAAAAGAUUUGGAAUAUCUAAAUUUUCUUUUUUAAAAAAUGGCCUCCACAAUGCAAUUGGAAUUUUCCCAGGCCAUGUCGGAUUUCAAAACCAUGUUUCCCGACAUGGACCGAGAUGUCAUAGAGGCAGUGUUAAGAGCCAAUCAGGGGGCAGUAGAUGCCACCAUUGAUCAACUGUUGCAAAUGUCCACAGAUAAUCAGAAUGAAAAACUACGCAAUGAAUUGGAUGGCAAUAUUUCACCCCAAAAGAGUCUGAUAAAUUUGAGUGACAACAAUGUGCCAGAUAUUAAAGCCAAACAGCAACAGCCUGCAACUGGUCAACUUAUAGAUGUAUCGGAUGAGUUGGACGGCAAGGGAGUAGCAGCCAGCGGAGAAAAAUCGGUGCCUAUGGCUUCGGUUUUAUUAAAUCUCAAUACCAGUUCUCCCAAUCACAGUACCGGUGCUUCGCCUAAAGUUAGACCACCUCAAUUACAGAAUAAAUCUGCUUCUCAAGGCGGCAGUACACCCAAAAGAAAUUCACGCUUACAUCAUAGUGCCAACAAACGUUGGAAUCCACCCAUGCUUUUACCCUUACCCGCGGGAUUUCUACGCUUAAAUCCUAUCAACACCGGCAGCAAUACCAUUGCUUUGCCUUAUGAUCCCAAUCGUGAUUUCGAUUUACCCGAUGAACAAUUUGCCAUGAUGCUGCAAAAUGAAGAGUUUAUGAAUCAAUUGCGCUGGAAUCAAGAGUUCAUGAAUGCUUUGGAAAAAGAACAAUCGGGUAAGGGUAAGGGAGGUGAGGGUGAUGCUGACUUUAAGGAACGUCUCAAACAUAUGGGUAAAGUAUCACGUAAGAAGUUCUUGCAGAUGGCAAGAGUUUUCACAUGGCAGCGUAAUAAAAAGACUACUACCGCUAAGCAGAUAGAUUCGUUGCCUCUAAAAGAAGAACCUAGUGAUGAUGAAGAUCAUCAUCAUCAUCAUACUAGAACUGCUAAUUCCGAAUCACAAUCUCAUACACAAAGUCAGCAACGCAAGUAAGUUUUAUUAGUUAUUUAUUAGUAGGAAUAACCAGGUAUGGAAAAUUGAUGUGUUAUAAUAACUUUUUUUUUUGAAAAAGUACUUUUUUAGGAAAAAAAAAAAGUACUUAAUUACUUUUUGUUUUUUCUUUACCUAUUUACUAGUCUAUGAAAUAGUUUCUGUCUUAGUUAUGGAACUUUUCUAUGAACUGGUCAAUAUACUAGAUUUUGGAAUAAUCUUUUAAUUAGUCUAUAGUCUAAUCUACUGUAGUCUAUAAACUUGGCUAUAGUCUAUUGACUUGUCUAUAAACUAGUCUAUAGUCUAAUCUAUUGACUAGUCUAUCAUAUAGGCUAUAUAUUAGUCUAUGGACUAGUCUAUGCAAAAAUCUAUGGACUAGUCUAUUCAAAAAUCUAUGGACUAGUCUAUUGACAAGUCUAUGGACUACACUUUCUAUAGGCUAUUGGCUACUCUAGUUUAUUAAAUAGACUACAUAUUAGUCUAUAGAUUAGUCUAUGAACUACUUAUUGACAACACUAUGGACUAGUCUAUGGAAUAGUCUAUAAACAAGUUUAUAGUCUAGUGUAGAGGCUAUUGUCUAGUCUAUGAACUAGCUUAUUGAUUAGACUAUACUCUAGUGUUUUGAAUAGGUUAUAUACUAGUCUACAGAUUAGUCUAUUGACAUGUCCAUGACUAGUCUAGUCUUGUAACUAGUUUAUUGACUAGUCUAUGGACUAGUGUCUAUGGACAAUUCUAUUGAAUAAUCUAUGAAAAAGUCUCUUGACUAGUCUAUGGAUAAAUCUAUUGACUAGUCUAUGGACAUGUCUAUUGAAUAGUCUACUGACUAGUCUAUUGACUAGUCUAGGGGCAUUAUUAUGGAAUGGUCUAUGGACUACUGUACUGACUAAUCUAUUGACUAGCCUACUGGUUAGUCUAUUGACUAGUCUACUGGCUAGUCUACUGACUAGUAUAUUGACUAGUCUAUUGACUAGUCUACUGACUAGUAUAUUGAA
Messenger RNA from Lucilia sericata (common green bottle fly), 2320 nucleotides. RefSeq names its product CUE domain-containing protein 1. The record is from RefSeq and is a predicted model, not a curated record. NCBI's taxonomy places the organism in Eukaryota, Metazoa, Arthropoda, Insecta, Diptera, Calliphoridae. The transcript is spliced from 2 exons. Gene Ontology annotation, molecular function: ubiquitin binding. Bases 354 to 1331 code for a protein of 325 amino acids.